Messenger RNA from Anopheles moucheti, 2029 nucleotides. RefSeq names its product progestin and adipoQ receptor family member 4. Bases 15 to 977 code for a protein of 320 amino acids. Gene Ontology annotation, cellular component: membrane. NCBI's taxonomy places the organism in Eukaryota, Metazoa, Arthropoda, Insecta, Diptera, Culicidae. Gene Ontology annotation, molecular function: signaling receptor activity. The record is from RefSeq and is a predicted model, not a curated record. The transcript is spliced from 6 exons.
UCGAACCGGUGGCGAUGGCCCCGGAUACGAUUCCGGCGACCGGUUCGUCUGACUCGUCCGGGACCACGUCCAGCGGCUCCACGACACUGCUCAAGCAGGUGCAACGCAUGCUAACGCCACCGGCCGAUCUGCUCGAAUGGAAGGAUAUGCCGCAGCAUCUCCAGUUCAACCCGUACGUGCUCACCGGCUACCGGCCGCUGCAGGGUGUGAAGGGUUGCCUUAGCAGCCUGUUCUACGUACACAAUGAAACCAUCAAUAUUCUCACACACGGCAUUCCAAUUGUCUACAUCCUGGCAACAGUGCCGGCAAUGAUGCCAUGGGAGAAAGAUUAUCGCUUUCUGUCGUGGUGUCAUCUGGUCGGUUCCGUUGCACCGUGGUGCGGCAGCUUCGUCUACCAUCUGUUUAUGAACCUGGAGAACGGCGAGGGCAUCUACUACCGGCUGCUACAGCUCGACAUGCUCGGCAUAUGGAUCAGCCAAAGUUUCGGAGCGCUACCGAUGGUAACGGCAACGGUAUACUGUUUAAAUUUCCCAUUAAAAUGGCUGCUCAUCAUUUCCUACUCGCUGCUGUGCAUUUGGGGCCUCUUCAAGGCAAUGACGGCUUCAUCGCCUUGGCAGCGACGGUUAUGCUUUCUGCUGCCGUUCAGCAUGCGUAUCAUCCUCACGUUGCUGCGAAUCUCGAAGCUCGGUGGCGGAAAUCCUACCUCACUCACCCACGUCUUUUUGCAGGAUGCCGUCUCGGCCGUGGGUGGAGUAAUUGGAGCGAUGCAUAUCCCCGAGAAAUGGUUUCCCGGAAGUGUUGACAUCUAUUUGAACUCGCAUAACAUCAUGCACGUCCUGGUGGUUGUUGCCGUUUACUCCAUGCACCAGGCUACCAUACGGGACAUCGAAUGGAUGCAGCGGGCAGAAUGUAACGGGCUCAACUAUACCUCAACGUUCAACAUAGACUCGAUAAACGGGUCACAUCUGGAGCUAUGACUUGCAACGGCAGGAGUAGCAGCAGCAUUAUUAGCUCAACCGUGUGCUGCUUGCCAUGCCGGUGCCGACCGUCGGGUGGGUGCCAGCAGCCGCUUUCCAGCACAUACAGCCCGCGUCCGUCAAUUCGGUAUUUUCGAUCCAUCAAAACCGUUCGAAACGGUGCGAUUUUGUAGCGUAAACUAAUUAGGCGUUGCGUCCAAGAGCAAGAAAGAAGCAAGAAAUACUAUGGCACGUUGCCAAGCUGCCUACAACGUGGUGUAAAAGGCGCCACUGGCUGGCUGGCUCCGGUAAUGAAAUUAAUUGUGAAGAACCAAUGCCACCUACAGGCAAAACAUUCAACAUACACACACAGACACACACACACACACACACAAACAUUCGUACACACUCAUUCAGGCUUCCUCGUCGUGCCCACGAAUAUGUUUAAAUGCAUUAAAAAAGCAACUUUGAAACAUUCUUGCUCCAACCAAAUAGAGUAUGCUUGCUAUUGUUGCCACCGCACUGAAGGCCACUAUUACAAAAUGGCCGCGCAAACUGCGCUUCCCGUUUGGUCGCAUUGCUCCAGUAAUGGAAUAACAUCGAAGAUAAGGGAAGGACCCUUACAAAGUUCCACUAGCGGGGCUUGUCCACACGUUUCCCCUUUCUCGCCUUCCGACGUCAAAGACACAUAUAUAAACAGACACAUACAUGCCCAUACAAACACAUACACACACGUUUCGAUACGCUUGUGAUCGAGUGAGGUGCCUGAACGAGACCAUAUGCGGAAGACCAUGAAGGAACAACAACAAUUAAAACAGAAAAGAUAAACCAAUACCAAUACUCCAUUUUGGGGGGCCGGUAGGACGAGAACCGACCUCCCCCCCCCCCCCCCUCCUCCUCUCCCCUCAUGUUUAAUGUGUAAGCGUCAUGACCUCGUUUCAAAAGAAAAAAAAAACAUGAUACCGCGCGGAUGCUGGUUCAGCCCACACGGGUGCUUUGUUUUAGGCUACAGGCAGAGCUGCGUACCGCGUCGAUGCGUUGGUUCUGAUAGUAGUAGUGCGGCAGCGGAUAAA